This is a messenger RNA of Ciona intestinalis (vase tunicate), 1863 nucleotides long. Its product is annotated as growth hormone-inducible transmembrane protein. NCBI's taxonomy places the organism in Eukaryota, Metazoa, Chordata, Ascidiacea, Phlebobranchia, Cionidae. The record is from RefSeq and is a predicted model, not a curated record. Gene Ontology annotation, cellular component: mitochondrial inner membrane.
AUAUAUUUUAUCAUAAACAUGGGUGCAAUUGUACCAGUAGAAUAAUAAAAAGCUUCUAUAUUGCUGCUGUUAUUAAAUGAAGCUUCUAUUUUUCCAAGUUGUUAAAACUGAUACAUUCCCAAAUUUAAUGAAAACCUUGUUGGUAUCAAUUCAAACAAAGUUCAUAUGUAUGAUACCAUUUUCAUCUUAAACACUUGUACUAAAUUGAACUAGAAAAUCCGUGUUCUGUGCACCAUAGUCAUUGCUACAAUUGAUUUAACAUGUUUUAGUGUAAUAAUUAUAUAGUAUUCUUGCCUUUUACAAAUGUUUAUGGCUUUGAGUAAUGAAUAGGAAUGUUGUGACAUAAUAAAGGGUACAAAACAUGAUAAAUCACUAACCGUUUUACAUGUUUAGGUACAAAAUUAUACUUACUUACAUAUAAGGUUUACCAUUUAUUUAAAAAUGUUGGCUCGUCAGAGUAUGGCUGUUUCAAGUCUUUGCAUGAAUGGCUGGGCAAGUAAAGUGGUGGGAAGGUCAAGUCAUAUCAAGCAUGUAUUGCUCACAAAGGAUGUAAGUCUUGCUGGACGUAUAACACGCAGUCAGUUAUCAACUACUCAACAAUCUGCAGUGAGAGGUGCACGAACAGCACAAGCACGUGCUGCCACUGCUAUGCCAAGUGCUGGAGUUGCAGCUAUUGGUGUUGGGCAAGCUGCAUUGGCUGGUGCUUCACUACUUGGCAUUGGAGGAUUGUGUUAUUAUGGGCUGGGGCUCUCUUCAGAAGCUGGAGCUAUUGAUAAUGCUCUGGUGUGGCCACAGUAUGUAAAAGAUCGGAUUAGAGAUACCUACAUGUAUUUUGGUGCUUCUUUAGUUGCUACAGCUGGAUCUGCAGUUGCAAUCGCGAGGAAUCCAACACUUAUGAGAUUGGCUUCUGCUAAUGGGAUCGGAGCCAUGGUUCUCACUAUUGGCGCCAUGAUUGGAACAUCAAUAAUAUGCCGAAGCAUUGAGUAUAAGCCUGGAUUUGGUGCAAAGCAAGCGGCAUGGCUACUUCAUACUGGUGUCAUUGGAGCGGUCAUUGCACCAAUGACUAUGCUUGGUGGUCCUCUACUUAUAAGAGCAGCAUGGUACACAGCAGGUAUAGUAGCUGGCCUCUCUGCUGUUGCAGUUUGUGCACCAAGUGAAAAAUUCCUUAACAUGGGAGGACCACUUGCAGCUGGGCUUGGGGUUGUAUUUAUCUCAAGUCUGGGUAGUGCAUUCAUCCCACCUACAGGGGCACUUGGUAUGGGCCUUUACUCCAUUGCAGUGUAUGGUGGCCUUAUAUUAUUUGGAGCGUUCCUGCUCCAUGACACACAGCGUAUUGUACACAAAGCGCAAGCCACCCCACACCCCGCGUAUGCAGCUGUCCCGUAUGACCCAGUAAACGCAAGCAUGAGCAUAUACAUGGAUGCAAUCAACAUAUUUAUAAGAAUCGCAAUGAUAAUGGCAGGCAACCGCAAGAAGUAGAAACUCUUUGAAAUAACGUAAUAUUUCUUGUAUAAUAUAAACAAACUGUGAUAUAAAUGUAUGCAUUGUACAGCUAAACUUUUGGCUUUCAGAAUUUAAGAAAAACAAACUAAAUGUCUUUUCCUGGUUCUUUAAUUUUGUAACUGUUGCUCUGACAGUUAUUUUUUGUCUUUUUCUUUGCUAUACGCUAUCUUGCAUAUCUGGUUACAGUGCUAUGAUAUGGGUUGUUAAAAUUUAAAUCUGGUCACAAAACCUUAUGCUUUCUUACUUUCUAGUGAUCCUUUCAAAGACAAAUUUUGGAGUGCGGAUUUUAAAUGUCUUUGUAUAAAAAUGUAUUGUUGAAAAUAGCCGCGAUUGAAUAACUCAAUAAAGCAUUGCCCAAUA